Gadus morhua (Atlantic cod) is the source of this 1744-nucleotide messenger RNA. RefSeq names its product spermatogenesis-associated protein 20. The transcript is spliced from 4 exons. Gene Ontology annotation, biological process: carbohydrate metabolic process. The coding region runs from base 16 to 729 and encodes 237 amino acids. NCBI's taxonomy places the organism in Eukaryota, Metazoa, Chordata, Actinopteri, Gadiformes, Gadidae. The record is from RefSeq and is a predicted model, not a curated record.
CCUUUUUUGGGUUCAAUGACGGUGUGUUCCUCCAACAGGCCGACGCCCAUCCCCGGUUUCCUCGACGACUACGCCUUCGUGGCGUGCGGGCUGCUGGACCUGUACGAGGCCACGCUGCGGACGGAGUGGCUGCGCUGGGCCGAGGAGCUGCAGCUGCGGCAGGAUGACCUGUUCUGGGACGCCCAGGGGGGCGGCUACUACUGCAGCCAGCCCAGCGACCCUACCCUGCUGCUGAAGCUCAAGCAAGACCAGGACGGGGCAGAGCCCAGUGCUAACUCGGUGUCUGCGCUGAACCUGCUGCGGCUGUCCCACUACACGGGCCGUCCGGACUGGGCGCGCAAGGCGGAGCACCUGCUGGCCGCCUUCUCCGACCGCCUCACCCGGGUGCCCAUCGCCCUGCCCCACAUGGUGCGGGCGCUCCUGGCCCAGCACCACACCCUCAAGCAGAUUGUCAUCUGUGGUGAGAGGGAUGCCCCAGACACUGCCGGUCUCCUAGCAACCGUCCGCUCCCUCUACUUACCGCACAAGGUUCUGAUGCUGGCGGACGGUGACCCCGAGGGCUUCCUGUCCCAGCGCCUGCCCCUCCUCUCCUCGCUGAAGCCCCGCCCAGACGGCGCCGCCACCGCCCACGUCUGCCAGGACUUCACCUGCGCCCUGCCAAUCAGCGACCCCGAGGAGCUGCGCCGCGCGCUGCUAGAGCCCCACCCCCCCGCGCCCCCCGCCCUGUAGAACCCCACCCGACACGGCCGCUUGGCUAGUUAGCACCUUAGCGUCAUGCUACCCCCAUGGCGAGCUGCAUGACCCCCAGGGGGGGGUUACGGGAACCCUCCGUCUCCGCUCCGUUCCAGAGUCUGUCCCUGCUUGAAGCCCCGCCCCCCACGGUGCUAUCCCCUCUAGCGGAGCAACAACCAACCGUCUGUCUGGACCACUGGAGUCUCCAGCCCCCCCGAGGGCCCCUGAAGAACCGGCCCCCCGGUCCCUGGGGGCCGUGGUGAGACCCCGGGGCAGCUGCCGUUAACCGACGGGGACCUGACAACCCUAAUGAACGGACGUAUCUCUGCCCUUACGUCCGGAGCCGUCAUAGAGCACACACCGCAGCCGGGACGCAGCCACAAUGGUCUGAUGGAGUGGUCUGUCUCCCUCCCUGGAUGGAUGGCUCCUGCUCUGGUUCCAAACCCUCACCAUUAGUGUCGCACCUGUCUGACACCUGUCCGUGUGUGUGUGUGUGUGUGUGUGUGUGUGUGUGUGUGUGUGUGUGUGUGUGUGUGUGUGUGUGUGUGUGUGUGUGUGUGUGUGUGUGUGUGUGUGUGUGUGUGUGUGUGUUUCUAUGUUGCAUGCCUGCGUUCCCGCGUGUGUUCUGUCUCGGCCUAGAUGCGUGAGCGAGAGAGCGUGUGUGUGAGAGAGCGGGAGAACGUACGGGUCUAUCUUGCAUGCCGGCCUGCCUGCAUGCGUGUGUUGCGUAUGCGUGUGUCGCUGCUGUGCGUGCAUGAGGGUGCGUGCUUGCGCACAUGUUUGACGCAUGAAUCAGAAUGAGGAUAAUCCCUCUGCCUGAAUACAUGCAUGUAGAUUGGUGAGAAGUGGCGGGUGAAAUUCCUCAACUGACGUCGAGCAUGUGUGCGCUGUGAUGUGUGUGUGUCAGCGAGCGAGCGAGCGUUUGUGCCUGUGAGUACGUGUGUGUCCUCCCUAACAAGCAGCCCAUGCACCAUCUGCUCCCCCUGGACGCUGCCCCCCCCCCCCCAUGUCC